UCCUCUUUCCACUCAAGUGUGUUUCAUCCUCCAUCUUGUGAACUUAGUAGAAAAGAACUAUAACUAUCGUUUUUCCAGACAAUUGGUUCUGUGUUUACUUUUACUUCAUUGUUAUAAAUCAUAGCCGGAGUCCGUUUUCGGACCCGCCUCUCCCGCGUGUUAAACGACUCGUCGACGACGACCAUCUCCGAGGAGCUUCUGUUCCGCAAAAUCCAACCGUCGCUCUCAUCUUGAAGUGUCAGGUUCAUCAGCAGCACCAUGUCUUUUUCUAGCAGCUCGUCCGCUUCAAUCAGGAAAUUCUUUGACACGGAUCAAAGGGAGGUCAAACCUGGAGACCUGAUCGAGAUCUUCCGUGGUAGUUAUAAGCACUGGGCUGUUUAUGUUGGUGGUGGCAACGUCGUUCAUCUCGUAACAACCGGGGGAGGAGGCUCAAGCUCCAGCAUCGCUGGUCGUGGCGAUGACAGUGUGGGCGUCGUGUUGAAAGAGAAACUGGAGGACGUGGUGAAGAAGGACAGGUGGACAGUCAACAAUCUCCUGGAUAAUAAAUACAGAUCUCGCCCAGCUAAUGAUAUCGUGAAGGCUGCCUGUUCACUGGUGGAUACAAACCUGCAGUACGAUCUGUUGAAGUACAACUGUGAACACUUUGCCACUGAGAUGCGUUACGGCAAGCCUGAAAGUCGGCAGGUGCAGAACGCAACAGCGGUGGCCACCACCCUUGGCCUGGGAGCUCUGGGAGCAAGCGCCAUGAGUUAACUUCGUCCGUUAAGACUUCUUCUGUCUACAACUUCAAGGACAAAUAUGUUUCUGUCUGUUUCUGUGUAUGUUUCAUCUUCUUGUCAAAGAAAUGAUUUCAUAUGACGUAAACAGGAAUAUUCUCGAAAGAUGAAUCAAUAAAAUUCAUGUUUAAAAAAUGAA
Molecule: messenger RNA, 915 nt
Organism: Cololabis saira (Pacific saury)
Lineage: Eukaryota; Metazoa; Chordata; Actinopteri; Beloniformes; Belonidae
Product: phospholipase A and acyltransferase 3-like
Exons: 6
Coding region: 259-753 (164 amino acids)
Biological process (GO): N-acylphosphatidylethanolamine metabolic process
Cellular component (GO): cytoplasm
Molecular function (GO): A2-type glycerophospholipase activity; glycerophospholipid phospholipase A1 activity
Source: RefSeq, a predicted model, not a curated record